AUGGCCUACAUCUACAUUGGUCAAGUCCUCUACGCUUCCGACGUCUUCCUGACCAAGAUUUGCGUCGCCCUUUUCUACCUCCGGAUCUUCCCCGUGGCAAGCGUCCGACGACUGAUAUGGGGUACCAUCGCUUUUUCGGUCCUGGGCAUGAUCAUCUUUGACAUCCUGGCCAUUGCGCAAUGUCGGCCGAUUAACUUCUACUGGACAGGGUGGGAUAAGUUGCAUGAGGGACAUUGUCUUGGGGUUCAGCCGUUGGCUUGGGCCAUCGCAGCUGUCGGUAUCAUCUUGGACGUUUGGAUGUUGGCCAUUCCUAUUUGGCAGUUGGUUCAGUUGCAGAUGAAGUGGCAAAGGAAGCUUGCUGUAGCUAUCAUGUUUACGGUCGGCACUUUUAGUGUCACUAUUGUCAGUAUCUUGCGACUGCGAUACUUGGUUGCCUUUGGGAACUCUCAGAACCCAACCUGGGACAGUUUCGAGACCUGUUACUGGUCCGUUAUUGAAAUCAACGUUGGACUGUGGUGUGUCUGUCUUCCUGAUCUCCGAAUGCUUAUCCUUAAGGCAUUCCCAAGACUUGGAAGUUCUGUCGACUCAGGCCCUAAGAAUCCCCACCAAGGAUCAUCGGCACCCAGGCAGACGGGUAAAACUCCGAAUUCCUCGCGUCAUACCGAGAGCAUCAUUUACAAAGGAACGCCGGUUCAGGCUCAACAGGAGGCUUCAUCGAGCACGGCUGAGCUGGUCGAAAUGACAACAUUUAUGAAUGAUAGUAGAAGUGUAGUGUAG
Molecule: messenger RNA, 777 nt
Organism: Fusarium musae
Lineage: Eukaryota; Fungi; Ascomycota; Sordariomycetes; Hypocreales; Nectriaceae
Exons: 4
Coding region: 1-777 (258 amino acids)
Source: RefSeq, a predicted model, not a curated record